CUGACAACAGUCCUCGGUGUGUAACCUCAGCAGUACAAAAAUGAACGGCACACUCACUACAUUUUCCUCCACAUUAACGUACAUGCUCUUCUAUUCACAUAAUAGAUUAAAAUAGAACAGCAAGGAAUAUAUUUUCCAGUGUUUUGUUUUUUACGAUUGUGCCAUAAAGAAAAGUAUGACAAUCAGGAUUUCCGUAAUUCUGUAGUAUAUCUUUUGUCAAAAUCGAAACCCAAGAGUUAACUACAACACCGUCUAUCACCUUGAAAUUGUUGGAAAAAAACGAGUACGACUGAAAUAAAAAACACGUAGGCAAAGCAGACUGAACGGACUAAAAGAGGCUAAAUAUGAGUUUCCCGGAGGCCACAGAGCAGGACGUUACUGAUCCUGUGACAGGGGAUCCCGAUGAGACGCUGGACCUGCAGGACAGUUUCCAGGAGGAAAGAGGACCUUUGCUUGCAGCCAGCUGUAUGUCUAUGAGCACUGACCAUUCAAUGGGUCCCCCAUUCAGCUUCAAACAAGAGGCUCCGACUGACUCACAAGCGAGGCGGAUGAGGAGAUGUCCGGAGACCGACGCUGCUUGGCACAUCAGCCGCCUUGAGGACGAGGUGGGGCUCGAAGUGCGAUACAUAGACACUUUUAAAGGCAGGGGAGUAUUUGCGGUGUCCGCCUUCGAAGAAGGCGAGUUUAUAGUCGAGUAUAGAGGAGACCUGAUCAACUUUGAAGAAGCUCAGAGAAGACGGCGGAUUUACCAUGAUGCUCUUAAAGGAUUUAUGAUUGACUUCAUCUGGCAAGGAAAAUGUUGGACCAUCGACGCAGCCCUUGACGAUGGAUCUUUUGGGAGGCUGUUUAAUGACGACCAUCUGAACCCCAACUGUAUAAUCAAGAGAAUCAUUGUGGGCAGGCAGCCCCAUUUAUGCAUUUUUGCCAUGAGAGACAUAAUCCCCGGCGAAGAGCUGACCUACACUUAUGGAGACGCUGACUGUCCUUGGAGAGAAAAAGUCUCUAAAGGGCAGAUAGGAGUCAACAGUCUGCCUCAGAGCUCAGGCGAGAUGCCUGCCAGCGGCCAGCUCUGUGGCCCGACCUCCUGGCGGGGGUCUACAGACGUUCAUCAGGAUGGCGUUCUCUGUAAUGACUCUGAUGUCUGCAGCAUUGUGGGAAAUAGUGAGGAAGAUUCUGCGGCCAAUUCCUCAGAUGAAAGUACCUCAGAAGGAAGUGCCUGGGCUCAUGGCAUCUCCAAAGGGAAGAAGAAAGAAAAGAGGAUCUACUCUGAAACCUCCAAUGCACUGGAAGCCAGUAAAUCUGAAGAAGCACAUCAAUCUUCCAGUCACAUUUUAAUCAAAGGUAUUUCAAAAACAUCUCGUGGAUCUCGAGUGUAUGACAAGAAGCAGUACUGCUUUUUUUGCUGCAGACCCCUGUCAAAAAUUGCAAGGCAUUUGGAGCAAGUGCAUAGCAACGAGCCUGACGUUGCAAAAGCUUUGACAUUUCCGAAGGGUUCAAAAGAAAGGAAAAUCCUGUUAGAACAUCUUAGAAACAAGGGUAAUUUUGCAUAUAAUGCUGAAAUUUUGGAGAAAGGACAAGGUGAUCUUGUACCGUGUAAAAAGCCACGCAAGGAUUCUAAUUCCGGGGACUUCAUACACUGCCUGCAUUGUCUUGGGCUCUUUGCGAAGAAGUUUUUAUGGCGACACAUGAAACAGUGCAAGCUUAGAACAAAUGAACUCUCCACACCUGGAGCAGACAAAAUGUUUUCUCCCGGUGCCUGCAUGGGUCCUACGGCGCAGGGAGUUAGUGCAGGUCUGCAUGAGAUUUUAAGGAACAUGAAUGAUGACGAGCUGCUGUUGACCAUUAAAGCUGACCCAUACAUCAUUAAGUUGGGGGAGUAUUUUUACAACAAGUUGGGUGCCGACAGUGGGAAGCAUGCGUAUGUUCGUCUGAAAAUGAGAGAGGUUGGAAGAUUGUUGAUUCAAGCUAAAAAAGCUACCCCAUUGCGCAGAAUGGAAGACUUCGUUGACCCAUCCAAUUUUUUGCAUGUUGUCACUGCUGUAAAGAUGGUCUGUGGGUAUGAUGAUGACAAAUGUACAUUUAAGCGUCCAACCCUUGCUGUUAAGCUGGGUCAUAGCCUGCAGAAGAUGGCCUUUCUGGUGAGCUUUCAAGCAAUGAUGGACCGGGACAGUGAAAAAGCAGAUAAGGCUCGUGACUUCAAUGAGAUGUAUACAACAAGAUGGUGUGAACUUCUGUCUGCUAACACACUCAGAACAUUUAGAGAAGACAAAUGGAACGCUCCCCUUGUUAUUCCCUUCACAGAAGAUGUGAAAAUGAUGCACUUGUUUCUGGAUAACAAGCAGAAAAGUACCUUUAAUGAUCUUUCAUCAAACGCUACUUCUAAGAACUGGACAUGCCUUGCAAAGGUUACUUUAUCUCAGGUCGUUCUGUUCAAUCGAAGGAGGGAAGGUGAAGUUUCAAAGAUGCCGCUGACCUCAUUUGUCUGCAGAAACACUUUUGAUUUGCAUGAAGAUGUUGCCUUUACGGAGCUAGAAAAGAAACUCUGUCGCCAUUUCACAUGGAUUGAGAUAAAAGGGAAAAAGGGAAGGAAGGUUCCAGUUCUUUUGACACCUGAAAUGCAAAAGAGUAUGGAGCUUCUGAAGGAAAAGCGAGGAGUGUGUGGUGUACCAUCCGAGAACAUUUACAUGUUUGCACGUCCAUCUGCAUUGUCUCAUUUAAGAGGAUCUGACUGUCUUCGAGAUUUUGCUGUUGAAUGUGGAGCAAAAAAUCCAAAGGCUCUUUUAUCAACAAAGCACCGUAAAUAUGUAGCAACCCUGUCCAAUGUCCUUAACCUAAACAACACAGAAAUCGAUCGGUUGGCUGACGUUUUAGGCCACAGUAUAAGAGUUCAGCGAGAGGAUUACCGUCUUCCCGAAGGUACUCUUCAACUUGCUAAAAUAAGCAAAGUGUUGAUGGCACUAGAGACAGGAAGACUUGGAGAAUUCAGUGGAAAGAACCUGGAGGACAUUAGCAUUGAUGCAAGUGAAUCACUUCAUGUUCAGAGAUCAGACAUUUCAGGGGAUCUAUCAGAACUGGAGGAUGUAUCUGAUGAGGAAGAACUAGAAGCUGAGGUGUCCAUAGAACAUUCACUUGAUCGAGACGAAAACUCUUCAGCAGACAGACAUAGUCCCGACUAGCUCACCAACGGUGCCAGCUAGUCCUACUUUUCAGAGGUGGUUAAAAAGAGAAAAUGGAACACCAGUGAAGCUGAGGCGGUGGAAAUGCUCUUCAAAACAUGUUCAUGAAAACAUGCAAAGUCCCCGGAAAGAGAGCGUGUGAGGCCUGUGUGAAAGCUGAGCCUGUCGCUCUGAAAGACUGAGACUGGCGCUCUGAAAGACUGAGACUGGCACUCUGAAAGACUGAGACUGGCGCUCUGAAAGACUGAGACUGGCACUCUGAAAGACUGAGACUGG
Paramormyrops kingsleyae is the source of this 3452-nucleotide messenger RNA. RefSeq lists its product as uncharacterized. Gene Ontology annotation, molecular function: protein binding. NCBI's taxonomy places the organism in Eukaryota, Metazoa, Chordata, Actinopteri, Osteoglossiformes, Mormyridae. The record is from RefSeq and is a predicted model, not a curated record.